AAGACACAUAUACUAUUUACAUUUUACAUUCAAAUUGAGAUAAUUUAUUUAUCAAAAAUAUUUUUAUAUGUUGUACACAUUUUCACACUUUUUGUAUAGAUGCAUAAAAGGAACUCCCAAUAGCCACUUAAUAGAGAAGAAGAUAGACCACAAACAUAAUUUACAGAAAAUCCAAGACGCAUGGACAAUCAUUCGAGCGAGGAAGAGUCGGAAUAGGCACAACUCACAGCCCUCCACAUGUUUGAUGAAAUGCCAACACCAACAAAAAGUGAGAGAAAGAGAGACAUUUAGACAAAAUUAGACUCAAUCAAGACUCAAAACAUGAUAGGCAAGUCAAUGUUGCACAUCACAAACUCAAGCCUACAAUGGGUAUGCAAUCAAGGAACACAAACCCUUCUAAGUCCUCCUCCUUCCUCCCUCCUCGUUGCAUCCCUCUCCUCGUUUUCUUCUCCAUCUUUGCCUUCCUCUUCUUCUUCAACCUCGACACCUUCCUAUCUCGUACCAAAGCCAUUGCACGCCAUAGUUUCAAUGAACAAACUCGUUUGUUCAUGAACGCGGAGGGUGGCAAUCUUGAAAGAGAGUUUAACAUCACGUGGGGCAAUGGGCGUGCUAAGGUACACAACAAUGGCGGGCUUUUGACUCUAUCGCUAGACAAAAAUUCAGGCUCGGGCUUUCAAUCCAAAAAAGAGUAUCUUUUUGGAAAGAUUGAGAUGCAAAUCAAGCUCAUAGCUGGGAACUCAGCUGGCACGGUCACCACCUACUAUUUAUCAUCGGAAGGGCCAACCCAUGAUGAGAUAGAUUUUGAGUUUUUAGGAAAUUCAAGUGGUGAUCCUUAUACUCUUCACACUAAUGUGUAUUGUCAAGGCAAGGGUAAUAGAGAACAACAAUUCUUUUUGUGGUUUGACCCAACUACGGAUUUUCAUACCUAUUCCAUACUUUGGAACCCCCAUAGGAUUGUUUUCUCUGUGGAUGGAACACCCAUUAGGGAGUUCAAGAACAUGGAAUCAAAGGGUAUUCCAUUCCCAAAGGACCAACCCAUGAAGGUAUACUCUAGUUUAUGGAACGCUGAUGAUUGGGCUACAAAGGGUGGGCUUGUCAAGACUGACUGGAAAAAAGCUCCUUUCACUGCAUCGUAUAGAAACUACAAAGCCGAUGCUUGCAUUUGGUCUGAAGGGGCAUCGUCUUGCAACUCGAAGUCCCCAACUUCUAACUCGAUUGAUUAUUUGUGGAUGUCGGAAAAGCUGAAUUCUACAAGCCUAGAGAGAAUGAAAUGGGUGCAAAAGAAUCAUAUGGUGUACAAUUACUGCAUCGACAAGAUGCGAUUUCCAGAGGGACUUGCUCCAGAAUGCAAGUUCUCUUAGAAAAAGUAAAAACAAACCUCCCUCUAUUAUAUCAGGGUUUUUUGUUGUUGCCUUGGCCAUUCAUGUUGGUCUAUUUUUGUCUUUUUGUUUUUGUAUGUAAACCUUGCACAUUCAGUCUUUAGUCUUUCUCAUUGUAGUUCACUAAAAUGAAUGCAACGGAUCAUUCUAUGCGGAAAGAAAAAAAAAAAAAAAAUU
Camellia sinensis is the source of this 1556-nucleotide messenger RNA. NCBI's taxonomy places the organism in Eukaryota, Viridiplantae, Streptophyta, Magnoliopsida, Ericales, Theaceae. The record is from RefSeq and is a predicted model, not a curated record.